CCAACAUCAUGCGUGAGUAGGUAUCGCGCAUCGGCUGCGGAUCAUCGCUCGAUCGCCUCGAGCUUAGUCAUCGGUCGCGAGUGAUCGCACACCUAUACACAGGCGGUAUGCGCGCACGACACCCGACCAAGACGACGUAGUCGCCGUGCGAUUAACAAAAUAAGUCACUGCUGCACAAAUUGAGAUUUCUGGAAUACGUACGUACGUGUAUACGUAGCAGCACCAGCAGAUGGGCGGCUGUGAAACACGGCAUAAACGCAGGCUAUAAAUACAUCAACGAAUGAAGAGCAUCGGCGUCGAGUAUGUGUGCGAGCAGCACAACGGGUGAGUCAGGCCGAAAUUAUGGUCAACGCUUCAACCGAGCCAGCUGCGGCUGCGGCGCCUCUGCAGCAGUCUUGCGCCGCAGAGCAGCCCGCGAGCAGCGCGGAUAAUUUUGUCCUUCGUCGCGACGCCAACAACAAAGCCAACGCGCUUGGAUUUUCCCUCUUCAGAUGGUUCAAGAGGCACGACGCCGCCGCCGCCGCCGAGCACCAACGCACUCGCAAUAGGCAACACUUCUUUCGCCGACCCAAGAGAAGACCGUCGACCUCGAGUAUCGACACUUUUUACAGUACCGCGACCGUGAGGAGUUUCGCUUUUCAUAGCGGUGUGCAUCGCGAUGUCGGGGAUGGCCUACUGACGCUCGAGCACUCGAGUCGGGCCGUGGGUCCUUUUGCGCCGGGUGCCGUGAAAUUAGCCGGUGAAAAGCUCAACACUACGUCCACUUGUACCUUGCCUACGGACUUUUCCCAUAGGCAGGAUAUACAGACGAGAUACGCCCUUCAUCCCGUUGUGAUAAGUUCGUUCGUUUCUUGCGACAGUAUACCGAUUGCGAAAUCUGCCUCGAAUCCCGAAAGGUUUGUGAAAGCUCACGACGAGGUGCGAAAUGUUGAAUCUGUGGAAGACGUUGCCGGAGCCUUAACUCCGAGUACUUCGGCUACUUCGACAGCGAGAAAAAAAGUCCACGUUAAAGGUAAGCGGAAAGCACCGGACCCACCUGUUACAGUGAGUCAGCCGAGGGUCGAGUUGGACGUGGCUGGAGCGAUCGUGAGCGACAAACCUCGACGAGGAUCCGGAGUGCGACGCGAACGUAGACCCGCUCCGAAACCACCCGGUUACGGGGGACGAGCCAACGACAAGGGUACUUUGUCCUCUGAGGCGUCCUACAACGACAUGGAUUCUGUACUCAUACUUCAAGACUUUCAGACCAUAAGUAACGAUACUUUGGUACUGCGCAGAGGAGUCUUGUUGUCGAAAAAGGAUCUGGAAAGCAAUGCGGAUACAUCGAAACAGGAAUCGAUCCCCAAAGUAGGUAUUAUCAUGCCUCGACCUUGGUACAAACGUAACGAUGGUUCACGCGAAUCAUCCAUCAAAAGAGGCAAUGGCGACGUGCUUAGACAACUUCCUUCGCCAACCAAGCUGGAGCCUGUAAAAACCGCUGAGAACGCAGCUUCAGCUUCGAAUUCAUUCAACUUUGAAAAUUCUCUUCACAAACUGGGCUUAUUAAAUCGCGACAACGAUAAAAAGACGAACAAGGAGAGUAAACGAGUCUCGAUAUUAACGAACAUAAGUGAACUAGACAGGGAGGCCGCGGCGAUAGUCCGAGAAGAGCAGGCCAGACACCGAGCCUCGCUUAUACUGCAAGCUGUCAGAUUGAACGACGAGUUCAAGAGACGAAUGGAGGACAACGAGGACAUUGUUCAGGAAAUAGUGAAUGCUUCGAUCGACGCCUCGCCUAGAAGAACGACGCGAGCUCUCAUGCCUAGAUUCAAUGGAUUCGGCAGUAUCACGAGGUCGGGAAUGUUUAAAAAUCAUGGCUCACCGAAAACCAAAGCCAAGAGAUUUAGCCAAGAAUGUUCAAAGGAAACAAAAACCGAUGACAGGAUGAAAAAAGAGAUGGAUAGGUAUUUCCCCCCAGCUAGGGCUUCUCAUUGGGAGGAUAGUGCGAUUUUUACCGAAAUAGUUCAACCGUCCAAGUGUCACAGUAGGGACGAACAAAACAGAGGAAAUGUAACAAAUAUACCAACGAUUAUCGAUACAAGACCUAUUCCGGCAGUGGCAGAUAUUAGGACGAUUCAGACGAUUAUCGAUGCUCGACCGAUACCUAAAGUGGCAGACGUCAAACCACUACCCCUGGUUUCCGAGAUUGAUACACCAACCGACGUGAAAACUGAAAAAAGUAACAUAGAACUUAUCAAAUCUUUGGCUGCUGAAUUAGACGAUGUAGCGAUGGGAAUCGCAAGAUUGAGACGCGAACUCGAUGACAGGCCGGGAAUGAUAGAAGAAGCAAUAGCUGAUCGUGAAAAAGCUACCACACACAGAAGUCAGAGUCCGGAGUACGUCAAAUUUGAUGCAAAAAGUGAAAUUUUAGCUAAAACAGACAGCGGUGUACCAAGCAUACCAAGCAUUUCCGAACAAGUUGCCAAGGUGGUUGAAAUUUUAGCGAACGCCAACACAGGUAUCGGCGCUGUCACCAAAUCUGAUACACCCGAGGGUGCAAAAUCUCCGAAAAAAGUUUCAUCAGCCGUUCAAACUAGCGGCAAAGUGCGUCAAGUGGCUAACGAGGGACCGCCCUUACCACCCAAGGGCCGAACGGAAGGCGAUCGAGCAGUCAAGCUGGAGAAGAGCCCAGAUAACGAUUUCGUUAAUGCGAUGGAGAAAUCACUGUACGCAAAUGCCCGGCCAAGCUCGUCGUCGAAAGAAGAAGAAACGUCGAGGAAGAAGAUUGAUUUGCGAUCGGCGAUGGAUAGCGGAGCGACUGGCGCUGCUUUUCCGGACUCUAGACAGCGGCACGACGACGCCCUCGACGAGUCGGAAGAGACAAAUCGGCGCUUCAUGAACACAAUAGCGGUUAAUCGAUCGCUGAGGAAGCUCGAGGCGGCUAUAGCGUCGGGCAAUCACCGUCAAGCUGCCGUCUUGGCUAAAGAAUUGGCGCAGUUAAGGAUUCAAUGCUGCGUCGUGAGACAAAUAUCCAACCAAGCCAAAGAAAAACUCAAUCUCAAUCUGUACAUAGAGGACAAACAAGCGCAGCAAGGACCUAUACCCGUACAGCUCGCAGCCGAUACGACCGUGGAGCAGUUGAAAAUUAAAAUACACACUGAAUUCGAGAUUCCGGGCAACGUUCAGCGCUGGAUUAUUGGCAGAAAUUUAGCUGACAAUGACAAAUCGACGAUAGAGGAGCUGCAGGCAGUCGAAGGAUCCUCGAUAUUUCUAUACAUAGUUGCACCGCAAGAGCCGCGAGAUGAGGAGACAAAAACAAAGGAGAAGAGCCCGGAGAAAGACGAAGGAGUUCAAAUAGUCGAGAUAAUCGAUGAAAAUUAUGAUGAACAAAUUUUUCAAGCCACCGAAAAAGAAGACGAGGAAACUGAAGCCGAACUGGAAACGAUGCCCGAGCCGCAAGCUCGUCAACAGGAGUCGGAGAUAAUUUUACCGGAAGAAAAGCUGAAAAGAUACGAAGAACUAAUACACCUAGAAAACUGUGGCAUAAUCACGAACAAAGAACCCAUCGAGUGUCCCGUUUGUUUCAUGAUAUGCGGGCCCGAAGAGGGAGUCAUAUUAAGAAACUGUCUUCACUCGUUUUGCAGGUCGUGCGCCGCCAGCACGGUGCGCUAUUGCGAGGAGGCCGAGGUGAAGUGUCCCUACCGAGACACGGACUACACGUGCGACUUCGUGCUCCAGGAGCGGGAAAUCAAAGCCCUCGUAUCGGCGGAGGUGUACCAACAGCACUUGGCCAAAUCCAUUGCUCAAGCGGAGAACAAUGCCGGCGACGCGGCCUUUCACUGCAAGACGCCCGACUGUCCGGGCUGGUGCAUUUACGACGACAACGUCAACAACUUCCUGUGUCCGGUCUGCCGCGCUAAUAAUUGCCUCACCUGCCAGGCUAUUCAUUUCGGGAAAAAUUGCCGACAAUAUCAGCAAGAGCUCAAGUAUGCGAACAUAGGCGAUCACGAGUCACGUAGAACUGCGGCUAUGCUCGACGAGAUGGUCGAGCGAGGCGAAGCCCUACCGUGUCCCACUUGUGCCGUCGUGCUCAUGAAAAAAUGGGGUUGUGACUGGCUUCGCUGCUCCAUGUGCAAGACCGAGAUAUGCUGGGUCACCAGAGGUCCGAGAUGGGGACCCCGAGGCAAAGGAGAUACCUCGGGUGGCUGUCGAUGUGGAGAAAACGGUGUCAAGUGCCAUCCGCGUUGUAAUUACUGUCACUAGUCUUAUAAUCGCGAUAAUACUCGAAUGCUUGUACUUGAAGUUAAUAUUUUAAGCCGUGUAGGAAAAUAAAAUAAUACAUUUAUAAGGGCCUAAU
Messenger RNA from Trichogramma pretiosum, 4336 nucleotides. RefSeq lists its product as uncharacterized. The record is from RefSeq and is a predicted model, not a curated record. The transcript has 9 exons. The coding region runs from base 343 to 4242 and encodes 1299 amino acids. Gene Ontology annotation, biological process: proteasome-mediated ubiquitin-dependent protein catabolic process; protein linear polyubiquitination. Gene Ontology annotation, molecular function: ubiquitin binding; ubiquitin-protein transferase activity. Gene Ontology annotation, cellular component: LUBAC complex. NCBI's taxonomy places the organism in Eukaryota, Metazoa, Arthropoda, Insecta, Hymenoptera, Trichogrammatidae.